Cucurbita moschata (crookneck pumpkin) is the source of this 913-nucleotide messenger RNA. Its product is annotated as lectin-like. Lineage: Eukaryota; Viridiplantae; Streptophyta; Magnoliopsida; Cucurbitales; Cucurbitaceae. The transcript is spliced from 4 exons. The record is from RefSeq and is a predicted model, not a curated record. Bases 61 to 717 code for a protein of 218 amino acids.
UUCUUCCCUCUCACUUUUAACUCAUAUCUCAAUUCAGUUCAUAAAAAAGAAGGCACUAUAAUGGACAACAAAGAGAGGGAAGCCAGAGAGAAAUUAGGAGGAGAAGUGAAGCUUGGCCAUUGCUUGGAUGUUAUUUUGAAGAAUGCUGACGUAGCACUGCACUAUCCUUCCUUCGUUAAGCUUUAUGACCAACUUGUUGCUGGGAUCCUCCUGAACAAGGGAGCUAUAAAGUACAUCUUUGAUAAGAAGUUAAACAGCCAUUGGUACUUUAUAUUUGCAAGAGCUCUCUCAAUCGCCUGGAUUGAAGAUAAAAGAUACUGGAAAUGGGGAUCCUGUGGCAACAGCAAUGUUGCAGAACUUAUUCAAGUGUCUUGGCUGGACAUUCGUGGAAAGAUCAAGGAGUUUAUGCUCUCACCAAAUAUUGUUUAUGUAGUAGCACUUGAGGUACAACUAAAUAGUGGAGCCUCCGGAUGGAAUCUUCCUAUGAACAUCGAAUUGAAGAAGCCAGAUGGGAGCAAGAUAGAGCGCCAGGAAUGCCUGUUGGGGAAGCCAAAAAACCAGUGGUUUGAGAUUGUUAUUGAGUUCAAGGUAGAUAACCCUGGUUGUGGAAGUAGUGGCGAGAUCGAGUUUGGCUUUUAUGAACAUGGAGGGCAUUGGAAGAGUGGGCUGCUCGUGAAAGGUGUUCGGAUUGGAGCAAAGGGAUGUGGUUGCUCAUGAUCAAAAUCCUCUCUCUCAAACUCAGAUUACACUUAUUUUGAUUUUGAGAGACGAGAGUUUGUGUUAUAAUCAAAUAUGUCUCUCAAACUCAGAUUACACUUAUUUUGAUUUUGAGAGACGAGAGUUUGUGUUAUAAUCAAAUAUGAAAAGAAUGUACUAGUGUCAAAAGAUAAAUAAUAGACUUUUUGUUUACCGG